UUGUAUUUGAUUUCCACAUGGCUCCAGCUAUGCUAUUUGACCAAAUCAUAACAUUAACGGUAUGUCAAGCCGGCAGACUUCUCAGGUCCAACAAGCCUUUGGGGAGUUUCAAACUUGAUGUUGCCACUGUCUUUGCUAAUACAGAUCACCAGUUUUACCACAAGUGGGCGAUGUUGACUGAUCCUGAUGACAUUAAUGCCGGAAUCAAAGGUUAUGUUAAAUGUGACCUGGCAGUCAUUGGCAAUGGCGACUCUAUAAAGGUUCCACCGAAAAAUGACCAUGAUGACGAUGAUAUUGAAUCGAACUUGUUAUUGCCAGAAGGAGUUCCUGUCGACAGGCAGCGAGCUAGGUUUGUUAUAAAGAUCUACAAGGCAGAUGGUCUGCCAAAAAUGAAUACAGGAAUCAUGGCAAAUGUGAAACGGGCAUUGACUGGAGAAGCAAAAGAUUUGGUCGAUCCCUUUGUUCAAGUUUCCUUUGCUGGAAGAAAGGGAAAAACUUCAGUGAAAAAAGGAGCUUAUGAACCUGUUUGGAAUGAACAGUUGGUAUUUAAUGAAAUGUUCCCUCCAUUGUGUCGGAGGAUCCGAAUUCAGUUACGUGACAAUGAUAGUGUCAAUGAAGACGUGAUCGGAACGCAUUUCAUUGAUUUAGGAAAGAUAUCUAACGAAGGGGACAAAGGAUUCUUGCCAACAUUCGGUCCCUCGUGGAUCAAUUUAUAUGGUUCAACGAGAUACUACAGCAUUCUAAGUGAACAUACAUAUCUGAAUAAUGGUCUUGGAGAAGGUGUCUCUUAUCGUGGACGCCUGUUGGUAGCUGUGACUGCAGAAAUUGUUGACAACAUGGAUACUAUUACACAGGUGGAACUUGAAACAUGCAAUCCAUUGCCAGAGAGUGCUGGAGGGAAGAAAGAUGAAUACUUCUUGUUUGGUUCCAUUUUAGAAGCAACGAUGAUAGACAAAAAAAUUGGAGAAAAACCAGUUCAUUUUGAAAUGAGCAUUGGGAAUGCUGGAAAUGUUUUAGAUGGUUACAACCCACCAACCAAUCGAGACGGCGACAGCAGUGAAGAAACAGGGGAAUCUGAAGAAGACAAAUCUGUGGACCAGAACGCUGCAGCUGAAAUACCACAAUGGCAGAGCACGACGUCACCAAUUAAGCCAGUGACCAAAGACAAAAUCUACUACAUAAUGCCUUACUACGAAGAAAAACCGUGUGUGUACAUCAAAGAUUUCUUCGAAGACCACAGGCGCAGAAUGUACAAUAGUAAUAUACUCCAGAAGAUAAUUGUUAAAUUGGAGAAUGGUAUCAACGAAGUACAAGAUUUAAUUAAUCAAGAACUACCGUUCCCAGAGAGACGAUUACGAGGUGUAUUGGAAGAAUUAGGUCUUGGCUGCUCCAAAUAUAUUACAUUGGUGAAAAGCUCUGGGAGUGGAGGGUCGUUUAGUAAGACCAAACUGGACAAAGAACGAUACAAGCUUUUGGUCAGGGAAAUAGACCAAAUGUCUACGAUGGCCCGGACUAUAAAAGCAACUGUGACCAAAGGAAAUAUGAAGGAAAAAUUACGAUCAACAACAAUGUAUUUACAGAAGUUACAAAAGUUAGUUGAAGAGCCUCAACAUGCCUUGCCUGAUGUGUUCAUCUGGAUGAUCAGUGGUAGCAAAAGAGUAGCCUAUCAACGCAUUCCUGCAGAAGCCAUCAUUUAUUCUAUAGUUGACGAAGAAAAAGGGAAAGACUGUGGCAAAAUGCACACGUUAUUUUUAAGGUUACCAGGCAAAAAAGCGAGUGGUCAAGCUGGAUGGUCUAUACAGGCAAAACUUCAGAUCUAUCUGUGGUUGGGACUUUCAAAGCACAAAAAGGACUUUUUAAAUGGCUUACCAAAGGGUUAUGAAGAAACCAAGGUCAUCAAACAAGCGAACCGAAUGAACUCGAUGCCACCAUUAUCUUUGAUCUACAAAGAAAAGCAAAUAUUCCAGCUUCGCUCUCACAUGUAUCAAGCUCGAAGUUUGAUUGCUUCUGACGCCACUGGCCUCUCAGACCCAUUUGCACGUGUGAUAUUUGGUGACCAAUGUGUGAUGACACAAGUCAUAGAGGAAACUCUUAGCCCUACAUGGGACGAAUUGUUGAUCAUUAAUGAACUUGCUAUGUACGGACAAAUGGACCAGAUUUCGGAAGAUCCUCCUGCUAUUGUCAUUGAAAUAUUUGACCAGGACAAAGUAGGAAAAGCCGAAUUUAUUGGUCGAGCUAUUGCAAAACCUGUUGUGAAAAUGUACAAUGAGAAAUACUGUAAACCAAAAUUUCCUCCAAAACUUGAAUGGUGGGACAUAUACCGUGGAUCUGACCAUGCUGGAGAAUUACUGGCUGCAUUUGAACUCUUACAGCAUCCAUUCGAUGAAAAAGAUUUAAGGCUUGCCCACGAAAUACCACAGUAUGCCAAGAAGAGAUUGCGGCUUGCUCCAUUUGGAGAUGUGAGUGGACAAGAUCUACCUCCAAUGGAAAUGCCUGAAGCAAUGGAUUCUGAUCGGGGAACACUAAUGCCAGUGCCAAAAGGAAUUCGGCCAAUUCUCAGCAAACACAGAGUUGAAGUUCUUUUCUGGGGUGUGAGAGAUCUCAAGAGGUUGCAACUGACACACGUUGACCGGCCCCGUAUUGAUAUAGAAUGUGCCGGACAUAUCCUUCAAUCUUCAGUUAUUGCUAAUGCAAAGAAAAACCCAAAUUUCAGCAUUUUAGUUAAAUUCUUCGAUGUUGAACUACCAGAAAAUGAACUUUACUGUCCACCAAUCACUAUACGCUGUGUGGACUGCCGCAGUUUUGGGAGAUUUGUACUCGUUGGAAGUCAUAUAAUCAAAUCUUUAUCCAAAUUUAUGUACGUUCCUACGACUAAAAGAGCAAAAGAUGCUUUGAAAAAGCUGUUUCCCGGAAGAGAUCUUGAUGCUCCUAAAGUUGUUUCGGAAUAUUCCCAAAAAUCUGAAGAUGUUGCUAUAAACAUUGAUGAAAAACAGCCCCUUAUUUCCAGAGACCAAAUGAUCACAAUUGAUGCUAUGGACAGAAAAGAACAGAAAACAGCCGAGAACAAAAGACGGCGCAAAGCUGGCAUCGAUGAAGAAGAACCAGACUUGGAAAGCUUAGAUUGGUGGAGCAAGUAUUUUGCUUCAGUUGAAACUAUGAUAAGGGAACCGAGUCUUGGAAAAGAUCAGGAACAUUACAAGAAAGAUGAUUUAACUGGUGAAGGGGAUACCAGAGAUUCUCCAAUUCACAAGAUCAAACCCUCUGAAGAGACCACACCUUACGGUGCCAUACCAAACGGCAAACCAAACACAGAUGAUCCAGAAUAUGAUGCUAAACAUGCCAAGAAAAUGGAAAAGGAACUGAAAAAGAUGGAGAAAAGAGAAGCCGCUCUAUCAGGAAAGAUGGCCUUUCGUAGCACAUCCAAGGGUACUUCUUUAGCUUCGAAACUUUCUCCAAAGACCCAACGCAAGAAGGACAAACUUUUAAGUGCCACCUCACAAUUAAAGGGCUUUUUCCCUCGAAAACUUACCCAUCACGUCCCUGAAACUGAACAAAUCCCUGUGGAUGAAGGAGAAAAAAGUCGAAAGUCCUUGAUAACGGUAUUCCCUCAUGAGCUUGAAAACCAGCACGAAUUCAACAACUUCACUGACUGGUUACACACGUUCGAGUUGUAUCGAGGGAAGAAAGUGAGUGGCGAUGAUGCAGACGAAAGCAGAGUUGUUGGGAAAUUCAAAGGUUCUUUAAAAAUCUACAAGAUCCCUCUCCCACCUGACAUAGAAGAUACGACUAUCACAGGAGGUGACCCACAGUACGGCCUUUUCCAAGGUUUACCAAGCAACGACCCUAUCAAGGUGUUAGUGAGAGUUUAUAUUGUCAAGGCUAAUGACCUUCAUCCUUCUGAUAUUAAUGGAAAAGCAGAUCCGUACCUUGUUAUAAGACUUGGCAAAACCGUCAUUAAUGGAAAAGACAACUAUAUAUCGAAACAACUGAAUCCUGUCUUUGGCAAAUGCUUUGAAAUCGAAGCUACAUUCCCGGUGGAAUCCCUCCUUUUGGUUCAAGUAUAUGAUUGGGAUCUGGUCGGCCUCGAUGAUCUUAUUGGAGAAUCAAAAAUAGAUCUCGAGAAUCGCUUCUACAGCCGUCAUCGGGCAACCUGUGGCAUCAGCAAAAAAUACGAAUUAUCUGGUUACAAUGUCUGGCGUGAUCCUAUGAAACCAACCCAAAUUCUUGGAAAAUUAUGCAAAGAAGGCAAAGUCGAUGGACCCCAUUACAAUCCAGGAAAGGUGCGUGUUGCAAACCGAAUAUUUACGGCUCCUAUGGAAGUGGAGGAUGAAAAUGGUGUGAAGAAUGCAACUGAAGAACAUCUGGCAUUGGCUGCCUUAAACCACUGGGAAGAAAUUCCCAAAGUUGGUUGUAAACUUGUGCCUGAACAUGUUGAAACACGUCCCCUUUACAAUCCAGAGAGACCAGGAAUCGAACAGGGGAAAAUCGAGUUGUGGGUUGAUAUGUUUCCCAUGGAUAUGGCCCCACCAGGUCCCCCUGUUGACAUUUCACCGAGAAAGCCUAAGAGUUAUGAACUUCGAUGCGUUAUCUGGAACACAGACGACGUGGUACUGGAAGACGAUGCUUUUUUCACUGGUGAAAAAAUGAGUGAUAUUUAUGUGAAGGGUUGGAUAAAAGGCCAAGAAGACUUACAGUCUACAGAUAUCCACUACAGGUCUCUGACAGGAGAGGGAAAUUUCAAUUGGAGAUUCAUAUUCCCUUUUGAUUACCUCUUAGCUGAGGAGAAAAUCGUUAUCUCACGGAAGGAAACCCUGUUUUCCUGGGACGAAACAGAGACCAAAAUUCCUGCUCGUUUAAACCUGCAAGUAUGGGAUGCUGAUCAUUUCUCUGCUGAUGACUUCCUUGGUUCCCUGACUUUGGACUUGAAUCAUUUCCCACGAGGUGCCAAAUCCUCAAAAUUAUGUACCCUUGACAUGCUAAAAACUGAUGGAACCGUGCCCCAGAUGUCAUUAUUCAAACACAAGAGAGUGAAGGGUUGGUGGCCGUUUGCAGUGAAGAACGAGAACAAUGACGAGUACGAACUGACGGGCAAAGUAGAAGCGGAAUUACAUUUACUGAGUACGGAAGACGCUGAGAAACAUCCUGCUGGCCUUGGACGUAACGAGCCUGACCCACUAGAGAAACCAAACCGGCCAGACUCAUCAUUUAUUUGGUUUCUCAACCCACUGAAAUCAAUCCGGUACAUUCUAUGGCACAACUACAAAUGGAUGAUUUUGAAAAUUAUCAUCUUUAUCCUGCUUGUUUUAGUGUUGGCUCUAUUUUUCUAUUCCAUGCCUGGUUACACAGUCAAGAAGAUGAUGGGUGCGUGAUCAGCAUAUACUGUUCCAACAACCACCACCACCACGGCCAACCAAGCACUUAACCUUCCUUCCUUCCUUGUUACUAUAGUAAUUGUUCUUCACUCCUAGCUCUUGUUUAUCUUUCAACCAGCUUCCCACUCGGUCUCCUUAUCACACCACCACAAUUACACACUUCAAGAUGGAUAGAACAUGUAUACAUAAAUAUAUAUAUAUAUAUAGAUAUAUGUAUGACAAUAUACACAUAUAUAUAUGCAUAUACACAUACAUAUACAUACGUAUACACAUACACAUAUACAUAUCAAUGUAUAUAUAUAUAUAUAUGUAUGUGUAUAGGUAUGUGCAUACACACACUCACAUAUAUCUAUGUGUGUUUGUAUAUAUGUGUAUAUAUAUAUAUUUAUAUGUAUAUAGAUGUAAAAAUAUAUGUAUAUACACAUACUCUGUUACCACUUGUUUUAUCAAUUAACCUGUUUAAUUAAUACUGUUGUCUAGAUUAAUGAUUCAGCUUGCACUUCUCAUGCAACCCAUUGAUUAUAUGUGUAUACAUACACAACAUGUAUAAUAUAUACACACAUGUACACAUCAAUGUGCAUAUACACACGUAUGUAUGUAUACAAGUGUGUAUAUAUAUAGAUAUAUGUGUGUAUAUAUAUAUAUUUAUAUAUAUAUAUAUAUAUAUUUAUAUAUAUAUAUAUAUAUAUAUAUAUAUAUAUAUAUAUAUAUAUAUAUAUAUAUAUAUAUAUAUAUAUAUAUAUAUAUAUAUAUAUAUAUGAAUGUGUAUAUACAUAUGAAUGUAUAAACAUCAAUAUAUAUAUAUAUGUAUAUAUGUGAUUGUACAAAUUUUCAUUUCCUUCACCGACAUCCUUUCAAAGAACAAGCAGCAGCAGCAAAUGGUAAAAAUGUGUUUCAAUUCAGAUAUAUAUAUAUAUACAUACACAUAUAUGUAUGUAUAUAUAUGUGUGUCUAUAUACAUAUACAUAUAUAUAUAUAUAUAAGUGUAUUAUACAAUAGAUUCUUUAAAUAAUGCAGAAUAUUUCUUGUGACUGUCAUGACAAACUCUUUUCAACCUCUAUAACUUUCAAUUCCUUGGUGUAUCAAUCCAGGUUGGAGAUUCAACCAUUAUUCUUUGAUAGGUUUGGCUUUAGUUUAAAACUCCUGAGCCAACACAAUUGUCAAGGAGAAAAAAACAAAAGCAAAACAAAAAAAAAAAACAAAAGAAAUAUAUAUAAAAAAAAAACAA
Molecule: messenger RNA, 6600 nt
Organism: Octopus bimaculoides (California two-spot octopus)
Lineage: Eukaryota; Metazoa; Mollusca; Cephalopoda; Octopoda; Octopodidae
Product: otoferlin
Biological process (GO): plasma membrane organization
Cellular component (GO): membrane
Source: RefSeq, a predicted model, not a curated record